Messenger RNA from Betta splendens (Siamese fighting fish), 1220 nucleotides. Its product is annotated as tetraspanin-9-like. The transcript has 9 exons. The record is from RefSeq and is a predicted model, not a curated record. Gene Ontology annotation, cellular component: membrane. Bases 395 to 1114 code for a protein of 239 amino acids. NCBI's taxonomy places the organism in Eukaryota, Metazoa, Chordata, Actinopteri, Anabantiformes, Osphronemidae.
CCCUCCGCAGACUCGUCCUCCCCUCGUUCUCCGGCGGUGGUCGGAACUUCCAGGCCGUCUUCACAGCUUGCUGGCGUCGGACCUUCCUCUCCCCACCGGCCGAUGCUGCGGAUUCGCGGCUCCGCGCGGCAUGUGACACCUUCUGCGGGAGAAGCGUUUGCGCACGGAUGAGCUGCAGCUCGUAGGCGACGGAGGAAACCGCAGACGAGACUUCCGACCAGUGACGUCACAGCAGGAUCAAAAGCUUUGAGGAGAAAAAGGGAUCAGAAGUUACGAGAGCCACAUUGUCCUGUCCCGCGUGUUGAAGUGGUGAGUUCUUCAUCAUCAUCAUCAUCAUCAUCGGUGUAGCAUCACCUGCUCCGGUUCUUCCUCCUUGUGACCUGCGUGUUGGGCCAUGGCGCGCGGCUGCGUCUGCUGCGUGAAGUACAUGCUCUUCCUGUUCAACCUCCUCUUCUGGCUCGGCGGCUGCGGUCUGCUGGGCGUCGGCGUGUGGUUGUCCGUGUCCCAGGGCAGCUUCGCCACCCUGUCGCCGUCCUUCCCGUCGCUGUCUGCCGCCAAUCUGAUCAUCACCGUGGGCACGGUCGUCAUGGUGACGGGUUUCCUGGGAUGCCUGGGGGCCAUCAAGGAGAACAAGUGUCUGCUGUUGAGUUUCUUCAUCGUCCUGUUGGUCAUCCUCCUGGCUGAGCUCAUCCUGCUCAUUCUGUUCUUCGUCUACACAGACAAGGUGAGGGACAAUGCCAGGCAGGACCUGAAGGACGGGCUGGUGCUGUACAACACGGAGGACAACGCGGGUCUGAGGGACGCGUGGAACACCAUCCAAGCCCAGUGGAAAUGCUGCGGCGUGAACGGCCACCAGGACUGGUCCGCCGCCCUGCAGAACAACGCGGUGCCGGACUGGUGCUGCCAGCAGCGGUACCCGGGCUGCGGACGCAACGCCUCCAGCACCUUCUGGACACGGGGUUGUUACGAGAAGGUGGAGGAGUGGCUGGACGAUAAUAAGCAUCUGCUGGGAACCAUCGCUAUGUGUGUCCUUGUUAUGCAGCUCCUUGGAAUGGCCUUCUCCAUGACACUGUAUCAGCAGAUCCACCACACGGCAAAGAAGUACAAAGCCUGAGGACACACAUGCAGUACUAUUAGUCAUGAACCCCACCAUUACUACGUGUACAUAGCCUUCACAACAGUUUCUGUAUUUCCCUGAAUAAACAUUUGUCACUUGUGAA